Molecule: messenger RNA, 3370 nt
Organism: Lasiosphaeria miniovina
Lineage: Eukaryota; Fungi; Ascomycota; Sordariomycetes; Sordariales; Lasiosphaeriaceae
Product: sulfate transporter family-domain-containing protein
Exons: 3
Coding region: 476-2884 (802 amino acids)
Biological process (GO): transmembrane transport
Cellular component (GO): plasma membrane
Molecular function (GO): sulfate transmembrane transporter activity
Source: RefSeq, a predicted model, not a curated record
GCCGCUCUCCCGUCUGAAAUGUGCGCCAGAUUGCCAAACUUCGAAAUAUUCGCCCCUAGUCUAGUCGGUUGCACAACACGGAAAGGACGCACCGGCACGGACAAAACCGACCUUGCGAGGCAUAGCGACACCAAGAACCGCCAGGCGAGAAAGAGCGCACGAAUAGGACAUACACGGGACGAUAAAGACAAGGUCUCAAUUUUGGCGGAUGGGCUGGGGGAUUGAAGCAAAACGGGCAACGGCACUCUCACCUUGGCACUCGAAAGCCCAGUGCCGGCUAACGGUUCUGCACGCCGGGUAGCCGCGGCUGUCGUCUGCCGCAACUUGCAAGCCCGAAGGGAGUGAAGGAAGUUUUCCUGCCUGCCUUAACUUACUAGUACCUAGGCUUUUCGGUCGUCGCGACGGAAUACGGAGCGUGGCCGGCCCAUGCCUUGAAGCUUGAAGCCACCCGAGCCGCACCAAACUCUGUCCCACCAUGUCUUCCCGACAAAACCCUCCCCCAUCCCGCGCGAGCCAAGGCCAUGAACACGCUCCGACAAACCCAAGCGGCCUUCGGCAAAGUUACAACGCGUCGUCGUAUGCCUCUCUCGGCGAAGCUGCCAGCCGCCGUGACAGUCCGCCCCUGUCUCCGACCUCACCGCCCCUAAACGUCCACGAUGAUGCCGUGCCGAGCCUCGCCCUGGCUGGCCCCAGCACCCCGCGUCGUGGCGCCCCGGCACAUGCCACAGAAUCUACAGCCUUGUUGAGCGGCGAGCUGGACUUUCGGGAGCACGUCCACGAUGGCCCAUGCAACCACGGCACCUUCUCCCCGCGCCCUGCAAGCCCGACUGCUAGUCUACACGCCGACUCGCACGCCCAGUCCGAUUCCGAGUCCGACUCCUUUAUACCAUCCAUGGACGGCAUGCUCUCGGGCUUGUCGUCGAAUAGCCACAAGGGCUGGAAGAAGCAGUGGGCCUCGAGGAUGAAGAGCAAGAAGAUGAGCACAUCUAGUGUCCUGGCAGAACGCCAUGGCAUCAAGGACUCUGGGCUGAUGUAUCUGUCAUACUAUCUUCCCGUGCUGGUGUGGGCACGCGAGUACAGCUGGUCCUACUUCAAGGGUGACUUUGUAGCAGCCCUGACGGUCGCCGGCAUGUACGUGCCCAUGGCGCUGUCCCUCGCUGACAGCCUGGCCCACGUACCGCCUAUCAACGGCCUCUACUCUUUCGUCUUGAACCCGUUGGUUUACGCCCUGCUGGGUAGCUGCCCGGCCAUGAUUGUGGGCCCCGAGGCUGCCGGAUCCCUGCUUGUCGGCACUGUCAUCAAGUCGACUGUCGACCGCGGCAACGGCGACGACGAUGACGCCGUCCUGCACGCUCAGCUAUGUGGCAUCGUUGCGGGAAUGGCCGGCGCCAUGGUCUUUGUUGCCGGCGUGGCCCGCCUCGGGUUCAUGGACAGCGUGCUCUCUCGUCCGUUCCUGAGGGGCUUCAUCAGCGCCAUUGGCGUCGUGAUUGCCGUUGACCAGCUCAUCCCCGAGCUAGGCCUAAGCCGAUUGGCCGAGGACAAUGGUGUAGGCCACGGCAGUAGCGUUGAGAAGCUGCGGUUCAUCUUUGGCAAUCUGGACCAUGUCCAUGCCUUGACAUUUGGAGUGGCUUGUACCAGCUUCGUUGUCAUCAUGGUCUGCCGCGAGAUCAAACGUCGCCUGCAGCCGAGAUAUCCUGGCGUCGCCUACGUCCCGGACCGCUUUAUUGUCGUUGUGCUAUCGGUCGUUAUGGCGUACUGGUUUGAGUGGGAGAAGGCGGGCGUCGCUGUUCUCGGCAAAGUGGAAGCCGCAAGCGGGCACCUAUUUACCUUUCAGUGGCCGUUCAAACUGUCAAACAUGACGCACAUCCGGGACGCCACAAGCACGUCGUUUUUGAUCGCCCUGCUUGGCUUCUUCGAGUCAUCUGUCGCGGCCAAAAGCUUAAACGGAAACACCGCCUUUGCCGGCAUUCAGUUGAGUCCAAACCGCGAGUUGGUAGCCCUGGGAGCAGCAAAUCUCGUCGGAGCUUGCUUCAUGAGUCUUCCUGCCUUCGGGGGUUAUGGCCGGAGCAAAGUUAACAGGUCAACGGGUGGGAAGACCCCUAUGAGUUCGAUCAUACUCAGCAUCCUGACUCUCAUCUGCAUCCUGUUCCUUCUCCCUUAUCUUUACUACCUUCCGAAACCCGUCUUAUCGUCCCUGAUAAGCGUUGUCGCCUGGUCCCUCAUCGAAGAAUGUCCGCACGACAUAUCCUUCUUCCUCCGGAUUAGAGCUUGGCAGGAACUGGGACUCAUGAUGGUCAUCCUGCUGUCGACUAUCUUCUUCUCGCUUUCCUUUGGUAUGGCUAUUGGCGUCGGUCUAUCCUUCCUCCAGGUCAUUCGGCACUCGACGCGGCCUCGGAUCCAAAUUCUUGGCCGCAUUCCUGGCACAAAUCGGUUUGAGAACGCAGAGUCUAAUCCAGACCGGCUGGAGUUCAUCGAAGGGUGCCUAAUCGUCAAGAUUCCUGAGCCGCUGACGUUUGCAAACACUGGAGAGCUGAAGACAAGGCUACGAAGACUCGAGCUAUAUGGCACAAGCCUGGCACACCCCGCAUUGCCCAGGCUAAGGAGGGAGGACUCAAACCACAACAUAAUAUUUGACAUUCAUGGCGUGACUUCACUGGACGGCAGCGGAACCCAAGUUCUGGAAGAGAUUGUCAGAGACUACCGCGAACGCGGGGUUCGCAUAUUUUUCAGCCGUAUCCCUGCUCCAGAUUCCGAUGUAUGGAGACUUAUGGAGCGGAGCGGCAUCAUUGAGCUUGCUGGAGGAAUGGACCACUUUGUCGACGACGUUCACGAGGCGCUGAAGAUGACCGAGGUCCAGGAGAUCGGCGAGCCAGGCCGUGCUUGACAUCGGUCGCGAGGCGAGACUGACCGACUGACACCAAAGAUAUAGCCGAUUGGAAUCUGUGGUCAUCAUGGAAGCGAAUUACGGGCUCUGAGCUACGCCGCGAUGCCGUAUACGGCGAGUUCCUCUGUGCUAGACUAGGGCCGCUUGGACAUGGUCGAAUGAACCCACGAUGUCAAAUCGGGUCCAGCUUUUAGAUGUCUUGAAUAGAGAUGUUAGCAUAUGGUCACAUUUCACAUGUCAUAACUCGCAAGAGACACCAAGAUUGAAGAAUGCAGGUUUGUAUAUAUCAUUUGUCAACUCUGAGCAGCGUGGGUACUGUUGGAGUGGGAAAUGUGUGCAUUGGCUAGCUAAUUCUAGGAGGAAAUCUCCCUACAAAACGUGUGGGCGAAAUCUCCAAGGCGGGGCUAAUGCCAUGUGAUUCAUCACGUGUGAUACAACCCCGCCAUAGGCACUGGGAUUGCGUGUCUAGGCUGGGUAAUUUUCGCC